Messenger RNA from Myxocyprinus asiaticus (Chinese sucker), 2540 nucleotides. RefSeq names its product zinc finger and BTB domain containing 49 (gene zbtb49). Gene Ontology annotation, biological process: regulation of transcription by RNA polymerase II. Gene Ontology annotation, molecular function: DNA-binding transcription factor activity, RNA polymerase II-specific; RNA polymerase II cis-regulatory region sequence-specific DNA binding; protein binding. NCBI's taxonomy places the organism in Eukaryota, Metazoa, Chordata, Actinopteri, Cypriniformes, Catostomidae. The record is from RefSeq and is a predicted model, not a curated record. Gene Ontology annotation, cellular component: nucleus.
CGUGACGUCAUUUUGUCCGGUGCCUGUUCAUCCGAAUGAAAGAUGGAGUGUUUGAGCAGUCACAGUGUGUAUGUGCUGCAGCAGCUGCAGGAGCAGCGCAUUCAGGGUCUGCUGUGUGACUGUAUGCUGGUGGUGAAGGCCGUCUGUUUUAAAGCACAUAAGAACGUACUGGCAGCGUUCAGUGCAUACUUCAGAUCUCUGUUCCAGAACAGUCCAGCGCAGAAGAACGAUGUGUUUCACCUGAGCAUUCAGGAUGUGAGCGGCAUCGGGCAGAUUCUGGAUUAUAUGUACACGUCACACCUGGAGCUGAACCAGGACAAUGUUCACACACUGAUGGAGAUUGCACAGUGUCUGCAGGUGUCUAAUGUUCUGAACAUGUGUCACGCGUUCCUGAAGCCGUGCGUCACAGCGGAUGCGUCGUUCUCUCUGUCUGCUGAUGUCACUCAUGAUCAGGACUGUGUGUUUGGCGGAUCUUUAUCUUCAGAUGUGGAUCUUAUUCGCCACUGCCGACCAGUACAAACGAUCACAGCGGCUCCGCCCCUUAGCAACACGCCGCUAGAGACAGACGGCGCGGCACAGACGGACCGCCAGCCGCUACACGGAUACAAACUCAGAAACUUCUACACCAAACAGUAUUUCAAACAGAACGCCGCUCAGAACUUCAGUCAGAACAUCGGACCGAGUGUCACGGAGGAACAGUUUAACGCAAACGCCGUCAACCAAUCACUGCCACCGAACCAAACGCACGCAGCCAAUCCCAUGACAGACCCUGAGCCCGUGGCCCCGCCCACUCCUCGCGUUCUGCGUCCUAAAAAAGCCGUUUACCUGAAGAAGUUCAACUACCUGCGCUCGCACGUCAGUGUGGAAGAUGACUUUCAUGAACAACAGGUGGCGCCGCUGACAAACCCCGCCCACAGCGGCACAGACACGCCCACAGACCACUUGACCACUGACCCUAUUGAGACCGUGACCUCUGACCUUGCGGAGGUGUCCGAGACGACACCUGCAGCGGAGCCUAAUGACCUUGAGUCGAGGGGUCACAGUGAGAGGUCAGAGGUCAGCAGCAGUAAUAAGUAUUGUUGUGAGGUUUGUGGAAAGACGUUCAAACAUCCGAGUAACCUCGAGCUACACAAGCGCUCACACACAGGUGAGAAACCGUUUCAGUGCAACGAGUGUGGGAAAUCUUUCUCACAGGCAGGAAAUCUUCAGACUCAUUUACGGCGUCAUUCUGGAGAGAAACCGUACAUCUGUGAGCUCUGCGGGAAGAGUUUUGCAGCGUCAGGAGACGUUCAGCGUCACAUCCUCGUACAUUCAGGAGCGCGACCGCAUCUGUGUGAUAUCUGUGGACGAGGAUUCAGCAACUUCAGUAAUCUGAAGGAACACAAGAAAACUCACAGCACAGACAAAGAGUUCGUCUGCGAUCAGUGCGGGAAAUCAUUUAACAUGCAGAGAAAACUCUUCAAACACAAACUCAGACACACGGGAGAGAAACCGUACUGCUGUCAGACCUGCGGCAAGUGUUUCGCGGGCUCCGGUGAUCUCCAGCGUCAUGUGCGUUCACACACAGGUGAGCGUCCGUAUGUGUGUGACACGUGCGGGAAAAGUUUCACACGCACCGCAGUCCUGCGCAGACACCGCAGCUCUCACUGCAGUCCCACAGACGUCUGCGCAGACACGGCAGGACCUCAAUCCAGCGUCAGCUCACCUGCGUCUGCGCAGCCGGACCCUCCUCCCCCUCUCUCUAAACCUGCGUUCAGCUGCGCAUCUCUGCAGACUCCUCCCACUCACCUCUACAGAGCGUCUGUGGGUCUGUGCAGCAGUGGAGCACUGUGGGGGCGGGCCAUGAAGACACUGCAGAGUGACACCGACCAAUGACAGUCCGAGUCUGUGCUGGAUUCAGCCAAUCAGAUGCUGCGAUGUUCACUUUCAUUCCUUGUGUGUAAAACUAUCAGGAUUUUUCUCAGGGAUUCUUUUCUGUUUUUCACUCAGUUAGAUGUAAUUUAUUCAUACAGUAGAAAUACUAAUGAAAUACUUAUUUCUUUUCAAACUUGUGCAUUCAUUUUUGUUCUCCAGAAAAUAUUGAGAUGUUUAAGUUUUAAAUAAGAAUAAUUAGCGCCGUUCACCUGGUCAUGUGAUGAUGGAAAGUUGCACACAAUCUUACACAAAACAGCAAGACAGUUUUACUCUUAAAUGUUCUUGACAUUUGCUCAUCUUCAAGCAGCUGUGACUAGUAUGUACAUUACUGUAUGACAUUUAAAGAGACAGUUCACUCAAAAUGAAGAUUCUGUCAUCAUUUACUCACACUCAUGUUGUUCCAAACACGUAUGACUUUCUUCUGUGGAACAUGAAAGAAGAAUUAUUGCAAGAUUUUCCACGACUCUUCAUGUGCAAAGUUUGAAUCCGAUGGAUUGUAAAGAGCUGUGGUGCGGUGUGCACAUAUGAUCAGCACAUAUGAGAGCUGCUGGUUUGAAUCUGACCUGAUAGCAUCCUUACUGUCCCGUCUACACGACACCUCAAAUAAAAUUAUAUAAAAUAAAAAA